Chenopodium quinoa (quinoa) is the source of this 7443-nucleotide messenger RNA. RefSeq names its product protein CELLULOSE SYNTHASE INTERACTIVE 1-like. Gene Ontology annotation, cellular component: cellulose synthase complex. Gene Ontology annotation, biological process: anisotropic cell growth; regulation of cellulose biosynthetic process. Gene Ontology annotation, molecular function: microtubule binding. The transcript is spliced from 8 exons. The record is from RefSeq and is a predicted model, not a curated record. Lineage: Eukaryota; Viridiplantae; Streptophyta; Magnoliopsida; Caryophyllales; Amaranthaceae. Bases 703 to 7074 code for a protein of 2123 amino acids.
CUAAAUUGGACCCAAACAGUUGCCAUAGGACAAUCUUACAUCUAAACAAUAAUCUACGCUAAAGUGGUAAAACAAUUUACAGACCGAUAAGUAAUUACUCCGUAAGUACUUCAAUAUUAAAAUAAUUAAAAAAAAAAACAAAAACAGUAGGAAAAACCAAAACCAAAUUAUAGGAAAAAUAAUUAAUCAUAGAAAAAAAUAAAAAAAAUUGCAGACAUUCGGAUGUGUCGGUGGCGUUUCUGUAAAACUGAAAGCUCAAGCUUCUCUGUCAGUAGUCUUUUCUCCCACUCGUAUGCAUGUGUGUUUCUUCAACUACACCCCCCCUUAAAACUUUUAUAAUUUAACUCCAAUGAAUUUUCUCUAAUUUCCGAAUCUCUCUUUCUCUCUCCUCUUUUUUCCCAGCCCCCACUUACACUUUCUCUCUCUAAAACCUCUGCUAAUUUGGUUUCCCUUGUUUGUUACGCAACAAAGUUUUCAUUAUUACUAGUGGAUGCUUCAUUUUGCUACUUCCUCAUUUUCUCACUCUCUCUCCAGGAUGCUUCUAGAUUAAAAGCAGAUUCUGCAUCUGGAGAGAGACAACUGAAGCUAAUAUCUGCAUCUCUGUAAUUUUUUAUAAAGCCUGUCAAGCUGGCGGCUGCGACCGCUUGGAGGUUUGCUGGCAGCAAUGGCAAUGGCCAUGCUGCCAAUGAUCUGGAAAGAAAUAUGGAUGGAAAACUCCAAAAUUCAGAACCUUCAUCCCCACGAUCGGUUACAAAAAUGGGAUUGAGAGACCGUACAACCAGUAUGGAGGAUCCAGAUGGGACACUAGCAAGUGUUGCCCAAUGCAUUGAGCAGUUGAGGCAGAAUUCUUCCUCGUUUCAAGAGAAAGAGUUUUCUUUAAGGCAGUUGCUGGAACUCAUUGAAACACGGGAAAAUGCACUGAGUGCUGUUGGAUCUCACUCACAGGCAGUCCCAGUGCUUGUUUCUCUUUUGAGGUCAGGGUCGCUAGUGGUCAAAAUACAAGCUGCUCGUGUAUUAGGGUCUCUCUGCAAGGAGAAUGAACUGAGGGUGAAAGUUUUGCUAGGUGGUUGCAUACCUCCUCUGCUUGGGCUUCUUAGGUCCAGCUCCUCUGAUGGUCAGGUUGCUGCUGCAAAGACCUUAUAUGCAGUCUCUCAAGGAGAUGCGAGGGAUCAUGUUGGUUCGAAAAUUUUCUCCACCGAAGGUGUUGUACCAGUGCUAUGGGGACAGCUAGAGCGAGGGCUGGAAGCUGGGAAAUUGGUUGAAGAAUUACUGACUGGAGCUUUGAAAAAUCUUUGUGGAAGCACAGAGGGAUUUUGGUCAGCAACAGUCCGAGCUGGAGGAGUGGAUAUACUUGUGAAAUUGCUGACAACUGGACAGCCUGGUACUCAAGCAAACGUGUGCUUUCUUCUUGCUUGUAUGAUGAUGGAGGAUGCAUCUAUCUGCUCUACUGUAUUGGCUGGCGAGGCAGUCAAACAACUCCUGAAGUUGUUAAAAUCUGGUAAUGAAGCAGCUGUCAGAGCAGAAGCUGCGGGUGCUCUAAAAUCUCUUUCUGCUCAGAGUAAGGAGGCAAGGAAAGAGAUAGCUAACAAUAAUGGCAUACCAGCUCUCAUAAAUGCUACCAUUGCUCCCUCAAAAGAAUUUAUGCAAGGGGAGCAUGCCCAAGCAUUGCAGGAAAAUGCGAUGUGUGCUCUGGCGAACAUAUCAGGUGGGUUGUCUUCUGUCAUAUCCAGCCUUGGAAAAAGCCUUGAAUCUUGCACUUCACCAUCACAGGUCGCUGAUACUUUAGGAGCUUUGGCUUCGGCUCUUAUGAUAUAUGAUCAGGAAGCUGAAUCUACGAAAGUUUCAGACCCUCAAACUGUUGAACAGACAUUGAUUAAGCAGUUUAAACCUAACUUACCAUUUCUCAUCCAAGAGCGCACCAUUGAGGCACUUGCCAGUUUGUAUGGGAAUUCUGUACUUUCAAGAAAACUUGCAAAUGCAGAUGCUAAGCGGUUGUUGGUUGGUUUGAUCACAAUGGCUUCAAAUGAGGCUCAGGAUGAGCUGGUAAAAUCGCUGUUGAAGAUUUGUGAUAAUGAAGGUAAUCUCUGGCAUGCACUUCAAGGGCGUGAUGGUGUCCAGCUACUAAUAUCCCUUCUUGGAUUGUCGUCAGAGCAGCAACAAGAAUGUGCUGUUGCAUUGCUUUCCCUUCUUUCAAAUGAGAAUGAUGAGAGCAAAUGGGCUAUUACCGCGGCUGGUGGAAUACCUCCGCUGGUUCAGAUUCUGGAGACUGGUUCUGCAAAAGCCAAAGAAGACUCUGCAACUAUAUUGGGAAACCUGUGUAAUCAUAGUGAAGAUAUACGAGCAUGUGUUGAAAGUGCUGAUGCUGUUCCUGCUCUGCUGUGGUUAUUGAAGAAUGGGAGCUCAAAUGGGAAGGAGAUUGCAGCCAAAACAUUGCAUCAUCUAAUCCACAAAUCUGAUACUUCUACCAUCAGCCAACUCACUGCACUUUUAACCAGCGAUCUUCCUGAAUCUAAAAUUUAUGUUCUGGAUGCUUUGAAAAGUAUGCUGUCUGUGGUACCUCUUAAUGAUAUUCUACGGGAUGGUAGUGCUGCCAAUGAUGCUAUUGAGACUAUGGUUAAAAUAUUGGGUUCUGCAAAAGAAGAAACCCAGGCAAAGUCUGCCUCCACUCUUGCUGGAAUAUUUCAUCUUAGGAAAGAUUUACGUGAGAGCAGUAUUGCAGUUAAGACUCUCUGGUCAGUAACGAAGCUCCUGAAUUCAGAAUCAGAGAAGAUUAUAGUUGCUACCUCUUGUUGUCUUGCUGCUAUAUUUCUGUCAGUAAGGGAAAACUCUGAAAUCGGUUCUGUUGCUAGAGAUGUUUUGCCUCGGCUACUUGUUCUUGCAAGUUCUUCUGUUCUUGAAGUUGCUGAGCAGGCAACAUGUGCACUUGCAAAUCUCCUAUUGGAUGAUGAACUUUCAGAAAGAGUGGUACCUGAAGAAAUUAUAUUACCUGCUACAAGGGUUUUGCGGGAGGGUACACUUUCUGGCAAAACUCAUGCAGCAGCUGCUGUUGCUCGUCUUCUGCAUAAACGUCUGAUUGAUGAUGCUCUAUGUGACUGUGUGAAUCGUGUUGGUACUGUUCUGUGUUUAGUUUCUUUCUUGGAGUUAGCCAAGGAUGGCUCCCUUGCCACAUCAGAAGCCUUGGAUGCCCUUGCAUAUCUGUCAAGAGCUGGAGUUCCAGGUGGAAAAGUCCGACCAGCAUGGGCAAUUCUAGCAGAGUCUCCAAGCCGGAUCACUCCAAUAGUUUCAUGUAUAGCUGAUGCUGCUCCAGCAUUACAGGAUAAAGCAAUUGAGAUAUUAUCUAGGCUUUGCCGUGAUCAGUUAGUUGCACUAGGGGAGAUAAUUUGUAGUUCUUCUGGUUGUAUUGAAUCUAUUGCUAGAAGAGUUAUUAGUUCUAGGGACACAAUUGUUACAGUUGGGGGUGCUGCACUUCUUUCUUGUGCAGCAAGAGUUAAUCAUCACAGAGUAGUGGAGGAUCUGAAUGACUCGAAAUUAUCUACUUAUCUCAUACAGGCUCUGGUGGAAGUGGUUACUACCUCUCAAAGUUCACUGGAAGAUCAGGAGGAUAAUGAGCAGGAGGCAGUGUACAUUUGCAUUCAGUGGGUUACAGAAGAGGGAAGGGAUGCAGAAGCCACUCCUGCCACAAAGGUCAUGUGUGGUACCAAUAUUGCUGUGUGGUUGUUGUCUAUACUUGCUACUCAUGAUGAGAAAAGUAAACUUGCUAUAAUGGAAGCUGGAGGAAUUGAGGCUGUCACAGAGAAAAUUUCACUGUAUACUCAGACUGACUAUAUUGAAGAUAGUAGCAUAUGGACCUAUGCUUUAUUGCUGGCGAUACUGUUUCAAGAUAGAGAUAUCAUACGAGCAAAUGCAACCAUGAAAUCCAUUCCAGUUCUUGCGAAUUUGUUGAGGUCGGAAGAGCCAGCUCACAGAUAUUUUGCAGCACAAGCAUUGGCCAGUCUAGUCUGUAAUGGUAGCAGGGGAACUCUCUUAUCUGUUGCAAACUCUGGUGUAGCUGGCGGGCUUAUUGCUUUACUUGGCUGUGCUGACGAAGAUAUAUACACUCUCUUGAAAUUGUCGGAGGAGUUUUCUUUGGUUCGUUAUCCUGAUCAAGUGACGCUAGAAAGAUUGUUUAGAGUUGAUGACAUUAGAGUUGGAGCUAUGUCUCGGAAAGCAAUACCUGCCCUUGUGGAUCUCCUUAAACCAAUUCCUGAUCGUCCAGGGGCACCAUUCCUUGCUCUUGGGCUUCUCACCCAGCUUGCGUUUGACUGUCCAUCAAAUAAGAUGGUGAUGGUAGAGUCAGGAGCACUUGAGGCAGUGACCAAAUAUCUUUCACUUGGUCCUCAAGAUGCAACUGAAGAAGCUGCUACUGAUUUGUUGGGGAUUCUCUUUAGUAGUGCUGAAAUAUGCAAGCAUGAAUCUGCAUUUGGUUCAGUAACGCAGCUUGUAGCUGUCUUGCGCUUGGGUGGAAGGGCGGCUAGAUACAGUGCAGCCAAAGCGCUGGAAAGCUUAUUUUCUGCAGACCAUGUAAGAAAUGCAGAAACAGCUAGACAAGCUGUGCAGCCAUUGGUGGAAGUUUUAAGUACUGGCUCGGAGAGAGAACAGCAUGCUGCAAUUGCAGCACUGAUCAGGCUGUUAAGUGAAAAUCCUUCUAGAGCCCUAGGAGUGGCUGAUGUUGAAAUGAGUGCAGUGGAUGUUCUUUGCAAAAUCCUGUCAUCAAAUUGUUCAAUGGAGUUGAAGGGUGAUGCUGCUGAGCUAUGCUCUGUUCUCUUCACAAAUACAAGAAUCAGGUCUACAGUAGCUGCAGCACGUUGUGUUGAGCCAUUGGUCUCUCUUCUAGUUACAGAAUUCACCCCUGCCCAGCAUUCAGUUGUUCAUGCUUUGGAUAAGCUCUUGGAUGACGAGCAGUUGGCUGAACUAGUUUCAGCUCAUGGUGCAGUCAUUCCUCUUGUUGGCCUUCUAUAUAGCAGGAAUUACUUGCUUCAUGAGGCUGUUUCAAGAGCUUUGGUGAAGUUGGGAAAAGACAGACCUUCUUGCAAGACGGAAAUGGUGAAAGCUGGGGUCAUCGAAAGCAUACUCGACAUACUCCAUGAAGCACCUAAUUUUCUUUCUGCUGCUUUUGCUGAAUUGCUCCGGAUAUUGACAAAUAAUGCCACAAUUGCCAAAGGCCCGUCGGCAGCUAAAGUGGUUGAGCCACUUUUCAUGUUGCUGUCACGAUCAGACCUUGGCCCAGAUGGGCAACACAGUGCUUUACAGGUUCUUGUUAAUAUUUUAGAACAUCCGCAGUGUCGUGCUGACCACACCUUAACCACUCACCAGGCUAUUGAACCUGUUAUUCCAUUACUAGACUCAAAUGUUCCGGCCGUACAACAGUUGGCUGCUGAACUUUUAUCCCACUUGUUGUUGGAGGAGAACCUGCAGAAGGACUCCUUGACACAACAAGUUAUUGGUCCACUUGUAAAAGCUCUUGGAUCUGGGAUACACAUUUUGCAGCAGAGAGCAAUUAAGGCUCUCGUUGGUAUUGCACUUAUUUGGCCAAAUGAAAUCGCAAAGGAGGGUGGUGUUAUUGAGCUGUCCAAGGUGAUAUUGCAAGUUGAGCCACCACUUCCUCAUGCUCUGUGGGAAUCUGCAGCCUCUGUUUUAUCUUGUAUUCUGCAAUUCAGCUCAGAAUUUUAUUUGGAAGUUCCCAUUGCUGUGCUUGUAAGAUUGCUUCACUCUGGUUCAGAAAGUACUGUAAUUGGAGCAUUGAAUGCUCUUCUGGUUUUGGAGAGUGAUGAUUCAACCAGCGCUGAGGCCAUGGCUGAAAGUGGUGCAAUUGAAGCUCUGUUAGAGCUUCUUAGAUGCCAUCAAUGCGAGGACACUUCUGCAAGAUUGCUUGAGGUGUUGCUGAAUAAUGUAAAAAUCAGGGAGUCAAAAGCCGGUCGAUCUGCUAUCUUACCUUUGUCUCAAUAUCUCUUAGACCCUCAAACACAAGGUCAGCAGGCAAGGUUGUUGGCAACUCUGGCUUUGGGUGAUCUAUUCCAGAAUGAGACUCUAGCCCGUUCUGCUGAUGCCGUUUCAGCUUGUCGUGCCCUGGUUAAUUUACUUGAAGAUCAGCCCACUGAGGAAAUGAAAGUGGUAGCCAUCUGUGCCCUUCAGAAUCUCGUGACAUACAGCCGAGCAAAUAAAAGAGCAGUUGCAGAAGCCGGUGGAGUUCAAGUUAUACUUGAUCUGAUUGGUUCCAGUGAUCCAGAAACUUCAAUUCAGGCAGCUAUGUUUAUUAAGCUUCUCUUUUCCAACAAUACAAUCCAGGAGUAUGCUUCCAGUGAAACUGUCAGGGCUAUAACUGCUGCUGUUGAAAAGGAUUUAUGGGCCUCUGGAAAUGUAAAUGAUGAGUAUUUGAAAGCCCUGAAUGCACUUUUUGGCAACUUCCCACGUCUGAGAGCCACUGAACCUGCUACCCUUAGUAUACCACAUCUAGUGACCUCACUCAAAACAGGCUCAGAGGCAACUCAAGAAGCUGCCUUAGAUGCUCUAUUUCUUUUAAGACAAGCGUGGUCAGCAUGCCCUGCAGAAGUAUCUCGUGCUCAAUCUAUAGCUGCUGCAGAUGCAAUUCCUUUGCUGCAGUAUUUGAUCCAAUCUGGCCCUCCUCGUUUCCAAGAGAAGGCUGAAUUUCUGCUGCAGUGUUUGCCUGGAACUCUUACUGUAAUUAUCAAGCGUGGAAAUAAUAUGAGGCAAUCAGUGGGAAACCCUAGUGUAUUUUGCAAGCUAACAUUAGGGAAUACUCCACCCAGACAGACAAAGGUUGUGUCAACCGGUCCUGCCCCAGAAUGGGAUGAGAGCUUUGUAUGGUCGUUUGAGAGUCCUCCAAAGGGCCAGAAACUACACAUUUCAUGCAAAAACAAGAGUAAAGUGGGAAAGAGUUCAUUUGGUAAGGUGACAAUCCAGAUUGAUCGAGUAGUUAUGCUGGGAGCAGUAGCUGGGGAGUAUACGCUACUACCUGAAAGCAAGAGCGGUCCCUCAAGAAAUUUGGAAAUUGAAUUCCAAUGGUCUAACAAAUAGCAGGAUCCUCCAAAUUCCCCUCAUUAAAUAUUUUUUUUGCUCAAGCUACAAAGAUGAUGAUAUUACAUCAGCGUAAGGGCUGGGAAUAUAAUACUUACCUAUAUUGGGACUAGCUCAUCCCUGAGGCGUGAGAUACCUUCUUCCUACUUUUAUUCUUUUGUCGAUCAACUUUUUGCCCUUAAAUAGUGUUGGUCGUGGUCUUGUACAUAGUAUUGUCGAGAUUGUAUUUGUAGUAUACCUGUGUUUUGUUUGUAGUAUACAUGUUUCUUGACAUUAUAAUCAUUGAUUCGUGCAUUCUUUUGUAAACUGAGUUGAAAGACACCGUUAAUAAUGUAACAGUUUUUGUUAGUGGAUUACUUUUCUAUGUUA